Molecule: messenger RNA, 638 nt
Organism: Medioppia subpectinata
Lineage: Eukaryota; Metazoa; Arthropoda; Arachnida; Sarcoptiformes; Oppiidae
Source: the annotation of a GenBank genome assembly
GACAGGACGUGAAAGAAGUGGUUAAUCACUGAUUGUCUCAAUUGAAUGCAUGACUUAAAUCACGUUAUAUUUGAUUGCAUUUUAUAUUUUGUUUGAUUUGAUUACCAAUUAUGACGAUAACUAAAGAUAUCAAUCAAAUCAAAAAUCUAUUGGAAAGAAUUGAUCACAAUUUGAAACAUAAGGACUCAUCCAAUGGCAGUAACCUUAAGGACGACCUCAAGACACUGCUAACUGUCCUCCAAUGUCCAGUGUUUGCCAGUAUUAUCGCUAUACAAGAAUCGAUCGAUGAGCUCAAAGAGCAGUUGUUAAGACACCCGUCGAUACUUCCGGUGGACUUUGACAUCUCUCCGCUGACGGGUCAGCUCAUGCUAACCGUGCCCUCAGACACAAACAAUUUGAUUGCUGCCAAUGAGGACUCGUAUGAGCCGAGCUCUGAUCCCGAACAGAGCUAUGAGUUUGAUUGUCGACCAGAACUGGUUGUCCGUCAAAACAAUCACUUAAACGAGAUGUGUGUUCAGCCCGAACCCGAUUAUGUCAAUAUAUCCGCUCAGUUGGGUCGGGUGUCAUAUCCGGCGUAUUCGCUGUCAACGAUGGGCACCGAUAACGCCGAAGGUUUGCUCAAAUGUCUGUCCGAAUCA